Molecule: messenger RNA, 1022 nt
Organism: Gadus chalcogrammus (walleye pollock)
Lineage: Eukaryota; Metazoa; Chordata; Actinopteri; Gadiformes; Gadidae
Gene: isca2
Product: iron-sulfur cluster assembly 2
Exons: 4
Coding region: 48-578 (176 amino acids)
Biological process (GO): iron-sulfur cluster assembly
Cellular component (GO): mitochondrion
Molecular function (GO): 4 iron, 4 sulfur cluster binding; iron ion binding; 2 iron, 2 sulfur cluster binding
Source: RefSeq, a predicted model, not a curated record
CACAAAGUCAACUCUGUCCUCAAAGGGUGGGACUGUUGUUAUGAAAGAUGUCAUUCGUUAGGGCUGCGAUGAUAAUUGCGUCAAAGGCGAGAGUACUGGACUUUGCGAGGGCUACAUCUCGUCUCAGCGGCGUCCAAGUGAGUCAGCCAAUGGUGAAAUGUUGCCCCCAGCCCCGGAUUCCUCACACAGAAGGUCUCAGGGGAUACAGCAGCACCGCCGCGCAGUUGGAACCGGCGAUGCCCUCCUCAGCCGAUGAAGGAGUGAAGCUCAGCGCAUCAUGCGUAAAGCGGCUCAAGGAGAUCAUGGAGAAGGGAGAGUAUCUGAGGAUCCAUGUGGAAGGAGGGGGCUGUUCAGGGUUCCAGUACAAGUUCUCCGUCGACCAAAACAGGGAUGAGGAUGACAGGGUGUUUGAGCAGGACGGGGUGGGAGUCAUCGUGGACCAAGACAGCCUGGAGUUUGUGAAGGGGUCGACCCUGGACUAUACCAACGAGCUGAUCCGAGCCGCUUUCCAAAUGCAGAAGAAUCCACAGGCCGACCACGGCUGCUCAUGUGGCAGCUCCUUCUCUGUGAAGUUAUGAGACCAGAGAUUUGAAUACAGUGUUCACCAAGCAUACUCUUCACUUGGCCGCAUCCAACAGUACAGAUCCCAUACCUAUUGGCAACACUGGCCAAAGUAGAAUAUGUUGUUUAUUGAAGUUAAUAUUGAGUGUGAUAUUUUAUUAUGUAAAAUGUAUAAAAAUAAUUAUAUAUGAAAUAUAUUUAAAUACAUAUUAUCUUUUUCCUCCUAAAUACCAUCUUUGACUUAUUUGUUAAUUGUUAUGUGUGUGCUUGUGUAUUUAUGUAUGAAGGAAAGGGUGAAGGUAUUAGUUUAGACAGGCCUACGUAUCAUAGAUAUAGUUAUUAUACUUUGGAUUAGAGCACUUUUCAGCAUUUCGGCAUUUCUUAACAUUAAUUAGGUAUUUCUCCUUUGUAAAUACACUACCUACUUAUCAAUAUAUUUUCACCAAACUUUAGAUAUAUUU